Molecule: messenger RNA, 3864 nt
Organism: Physella acuta
Lineage: Eukaryota; Metazoa; Mollusca; Gastropoda; Physidae
Product: H(+)/Cl(-) exchange transporter 4
Biological process (GO): transmembrane transport; chloride transport
Cellular component (GO): early endosome; plasma membrane; Golgi apparatus
Molecular function (GO): voltage-gated chloride channel activity
Source: RefSeq, a predicted model, not a curated record
GUGUCGCCGUGUGUACCUGUCCGUACCACCGUGUCACGAGCUAGCCAGUCGAGGGAGAAAAAAAAAGGGGGCGGAUCCCGAGACAGGUCGUUGUGUGGUUAUCAAUUGUAGUACGUACAUAUUAAGUGAAGUCUAGGGCGGUCGUGAACCUAGGGAGAUGGGGAUGGGACGGCGGAGAUGAAAUUAUGAAAACAACGAAACGGAUAGUUAGUCAAAGCCUCUGGACAAGGGAUAAUUAAAAACUGUUUCGAAUGUUGAUGCGUGUGGUUAUGAAACAAUUAUCUUGUGGAUUGUUGGAGUCGGACGGUCCAGGAAUAUAAGCCUCGUGUGUUGUGGAUUUUAAGAUAUCAGUUCCGAUUCUAUUAGUCAGGAUUUAAAGUCUUUAACUCGUUCGUUAAACCCAACCAAGUUUUAAUAUAUGAUGGACGGACCGGUCACUUGCAUGGACAUCCGCCGCGGUUUCCAACAUUUAUGUGUCCGCCUCUGUGAUUGGCUCUAGCGGCCCGUGUUUUGAUUCUGUCGACCAAUCAGCGAGGAGGUUAGUUGUACGAUGGCUAGUAUCGUGGAUCAGGAGUACUUGCAGGUUCUGCCCAACUUGAAAAACAAGUUUAAAAAAUUCGCGCGCCUGGAUGAUUCUGAGUUCGAUGACGUCAUCACGGCCAACGGAAAUGAAACUACCAAAACGGCGAAAACGGAGGAUGUUGAGUCCUCGAUUGUUGUUUCAGGGUCCAGUAACAUCAUGGAAACGCUGGAUGACCUCCCGCCCGGCAUCGGUCAGUAUGAUGACUUUCACACCAUCGACUGGCUCCGAGACGUUGCCAGGGACCGGAUGCGGCACCGGCACAUUGUCAAGAAACGCCAAGAGGGAUGCUGGGAGCAGGUCAAGGGCGCCCAUGACGCCUGGUCGGGCUGGGUCUGUGUCCUACUGGUGGGGGUGGCGGCAGGAACCUGUGCCGGCCUGAUUGAUAUUGGCACCUCCUGGAUGUCCGACCUGAAGGAAGGCGUGUGUCUGGAGGCCUUCUGGUUCAACAGGGAGCAGUGCUGCUGGAGUGGACCCAGCCUCAACUCGACCUCCUUUAACGAUUAUGACGGUUGUGAUCAGUGGUACUCGUGGGGACGCAUGAUGGGUGGGGGACCAGGUGGAGCUGGCUCCUACAUCAUUGGCUACAUCUUUUAUAUACUGUGGGCGCUGUUGUUUGGGGUGCUGGCGGCCCUGAUGGUGCGGAUGUUUGCACCGUACGCAUGUGGCUCUGGUAUUCCUGAGAUAAAAACAAUACUCAGUGGCUUCAUCAUCCGAGGCUACCUGGGCAAGUGGACAUUGUUGAUCAAGUCCCUAGGUAUGAUGCUGUCUGUGGCAGCAGGUCUCAGCCUGGGUAAAGAAGGUCCAUUUGUCCACGUGGCAUGUUGCUGUGGUAACAUUUUCUCCUACUUGUUCCCAAAGUAUGGUCGAAAUGAAGCCAAGAAAAGGGAGAUUCUGUCAGCAGCCGCUGCUGCAGGUGUGAGUGUGGCUUUUGGUGCUCCAAUAGGUGGGGUUCUCUUCAGCUUAGAGGAGGUGAGCUACUACUUCCCAUUGAAGACACUCUGGAGGUCUUUCUUCUGUGCCCUCAUUGCGGCCUUUGUUCUCAGAUCCAUCAACCCAUUUGGUAACGACCACCUGGUGAUGUUUUCUAUAGAUUAUAAUGAGCCGUGGUCCCUGCAAGAGCUGAUCCCAUUCAUACUCAUAGGCGCUUUAGGGGGUUGUUUUGGUAAAUUUUUCAUAAAAUUCAACAUAAUGUGGUGCAGAUAUAGGAAAAAUUCCAGACUUGGAAACUAUCCCAUUUUUGAGGUAGUUGGUAUUGUGUUCAUCACUGCCCUGCUCAGCUACCCAAACCCUUACACUCGGAUGAAUUCAAGUGAGCUCAUCCGGCUCCUAGUGAGCCGCUGUGGCCCAGAAGAUGAUGUAGAGUUAUGUGACUAUGCUCGUAAGGCCAACAUGACUGACCCAUACAAGUGGUCAGCCUUAUCUUCUAGUGGUGUAGGCAGUGCCGUGUGGAAACUGACUCUGGCACUUAUUUUUAAAAUGAUUAUCACCAUUUUCACUUUUGGCAUCAAGAUUCCAUCAGGUCUGUUCAUCCCCAGUAUGGCAGUAGGUGCCAUCAUCGGCAGAAUCAUUGGAAUAGGUGUGGAACAGCUGGUUGUGACCAACUCAGGGAGCGUCUUCUUCUCCAACAUCUGUGAGUCACCUGACAAGUGCAUCAUCACACCUGGACUGUACGCCAUGGUAGGGGCUGCUGCUGCAUUGGGUGGUGUCACACGUAUGACAGUCUCUCUAGUGGUCAUCAUGUUUGAGCUGACCGGUGGUCUGGAGUACAUUGUCCCUAUGAUGGCUGCAGCUAUGACCAGCAAGUGGGUUGGUGAUGCCCUGGGGAGGGAGAGUAUCUAUGACGCACACAUAUCGCUAAAUGGCUACCCAUAUCUUGAUCACAAGGAGGAGUUCACCCAUACAACAAUAGCAGCAGACGUCAUGAGACCACGCUACUGGCGUUAUGGAACUGGAGUACGUAAUGAUCCCCCUCUAGCUGUUAUUACACAAGAUUCAAUGACAGUAGAUGAGACAGAAAGUUUGUUGAGAAACACAGAGCACAAUGGCUUCCCUGUGGUUGUGUCCAAGGAAUCCCAGUAUCUUGUGGGCUUUGUCUUGAGGAGAGAUCUAAACUUAGCCAUUGCCAAUGCCAGAAAAACAUCUGAAGGAAUAGUCAGCAACUCGGUCAUCUACUUCACUGGGCAUGUCCCUGUGAACCCUAAUGGUCCUGCCCCUCUGAAGCUUAGGAAGAUUUUAGACAUGGCCCCAGUGACCAUCACAGAUCAGACUCCCAUGGAGACUGUGGUAGAGAUGUUCAGAAAACUUGGCCUCAGACAAACUCUGGUCACACACAACGGUCGUCUACUGGGUAUCAUCACCAAGAAAGAUGUCCUGAGACAUAUAGCCCAGCUGAGGAACCAGGACCCAGAGUCUAUACUUUUCAACUAAAUUCUGCAAGACCCAGUCUAUACUUUUCAACUAAAUCCUUCAAGACCCAGUCUAUACUUUUCAACUAAAUGCUGCAGGACCCAGUCUAUACUUUUCAACUAAAUCCUGCAAGACCCAGUCUAUACUUUUCAACUAAAUGCUGCAAGACCCAGUCUAUACUUUUCAACUAAAUUCUGCAAGACCCAGUCUAUACUUUAUUAAACAAAGUAAACUGAAGUCACUACAAGAACUUGAACUAGACGUUGCAUAAUUUAAGCUGUGUUAUGCUGAAGAUGUGCAUGUAUGUGAUCACGUACCAUCCCCUGUAGUUUAGUUAUAAUGGGUUAACAUACGACUACAAAUUGUGAGUUGUGUUAAAAUAUUUAAGGAAGUCAGUAUUAGUAUUUCUUAUAGUGAUUCAUGUGCUAAAUUAAGGGUUGUAGUUUUAUUUUUUUAAAUGGAUUAUCUAAAUGCUUAAAGUAACUGUUAUCAAACUUAAUGUGAUUGGAGUGGUUCGAUAAGAGGAAUAUUUGUAUACAAAUUGUAAUUUAUUUAUUUUGUUGUACAUAUAUUAGCUGUGUAGCUAAAUGAGUUGUUUUUUUCAUGUUGAUUUUAGCCAAUCUGAGACAUCAAUACUACAAAUAUGUAAUUCGGUGUUUAAAAUUAUGUGCACAUUUUAUUUACACAAUUUUUGUUUUCCACAAAUAUUUUUUGUUGUUAAUUCAGUAUUGAUGACAUUUUUGCACAUAAGAUGAAGGGUGAAAAUGUUAAUAUUUUUAUAAUUUGCAACCAAAAAGAAUAUACCCAUAGUGCUGAUAUUUUUUUUAUAAACGGUCAUUAAACUUUGAUAUUUAAAUACUAAAAACUGAAAAAUG